Molecule: messenger RNA, 480 nt
Organism: Komagataella phaffii GS115
Lineage: Eukaryota; Fungi; Ascomycota; Pichiomycetes; Pichiales; Pichiaceae
Product: mitochondrial 54S ribosomal protein YmL25
Exons: 1
Coding region: 1-480 (159 amino acids)
Cellular component (GO): mitochondrial large ribosomal subunit
Molecular function (GO): structural constituent of ribosome
Source: RefSeq, a predicted model, not a curated record
AUGUCGUUAACCGCACAACAGGCCUUCAAAAAGUUGCCUCAGAAGUUGCAAAACUUCUUCACAAGGUAUCCACCUGCUCCAUUCAAAAAGUAUGCUUCCACCCCCACUUCCACGACUGCUGAUGAUGCCAAUCCAUUUCUUCCAAAUAUUCACCCAGUGACCAACAAAACUCAUAACCCCAUUUAUUCUAUGCGCAGACAGUCAGAUUUAUACAAACUGGCCUACAAGUUUGGCGUGUCUGAUCUGCUACCCACGCUCAACAAUGGGAAAAUGUUUUUCCAGGAGAAAUAUGAUAACAAGAAGCCUUUGCGUGGAGUGGUCAAUCCAAAAGGUCACAUUUGGGAAAGAACCCUUGAAGCUAGAAAGGCAGCCAUUCAGGAAGCUGUCAGCAAAGCUGAUGAUAUACUUGUAGAACACCGUGGUAUGAAAUACAAACGUAGAUUAGAGAGACGUAAAGCUGAACAAAAAACGUGGGUUUAG